This is a messenger RNA of Gilbertella persicaria, 946 nucleotides long. Its product is annotated as interferon-inducible GTPase-domain-containing protein. The transcript has 3 exons. Bases 88 to 798 code for a protein of 236 amino acids. Gene Ontology annotation, cellular component: membrane. Gene Ontology annotation, molecular function: GTP binding. NCBI's taxonomy places the organism in Eukaryota, Fungi, Mucoromycota, Mucoromycetes, Mucorales, Choanephoraceae. The record is from RefSeq and is a predicted model, not a curated record.
GUCUAUCAUAUGGUUCAAUGUGACCUUUCUGAAUAAUAAACUUAUCCCUUUUUUUUUCUUUUUUCUUUUUUCUUUACUUACUUUGCGAUGGGACAAGCAGCUUCAAUUACACUUGGAAACAAAUCUGAUAUUAUUUAUGAUAAAGACGAUUUCUCAAAUCGGUUUUAUAAGGCCACUAUAGCAGUGCCUAUGGUGAUUGUUGCGUUUCCUAUUUUAAAUGCCUACAAGUUUAGCGCAAAUGAAUUUACAGGUGUCAAAGUAGUGGAUAGCACUAUUGGGGGGCUUCUUGGUGUGGUUGGAUGGCCAAUAUCUCCUUUUGUUGCUUUUUGGUCAGCCUAUCAACACAUCUUUACAGAGGGACCCAACACAUCUACGGAAGUGUCUGAAGAAACAAAACAACUCGUUCGAAAGGCUAUUGGGCUUGAUUGUGAUAAUUUUUAUAAUGUUGCUGUUGUAGGAGCAGCAGGCACAGGCAAGAGUUCAGUUGUAAAUGGGAUAUUAGGCUAUCCUGAUACAGAUCGCUAUGCAGCCUCUAUUCAUGAAACAGGCAAAAAUUAUAUAGAUGAGCCUCGAGGUUAUCGGCACCCUGAACUACGAAAAAUGAUAUUAUGGGAUAUGCCCGGUGCAGGUACAACCACACAUCCUACAGCUACUUAUUUUCAAGAUCAUUAUUUACAAGCAUUUGAUUCUCUCAUUAUUGUAACGGCAGAAAGGUAUAAAUGCAGUAAAUCCGAUGUAUCACCCAGUUGUACUGAUUUGGGCAUAGAUUACAAUCCAUUGAUUUGGAUAUUGCGGUAAAAGCACAAGAACAUCACAUUCCGGUUCUAUUUGUGCGCAAUCGAUGUGAUCAGGUAACUCCUUUUUAUUUAGUCUAUACAUGUAACUCAUCAGCGACAAAUAGUCUCUAAAUUCAAAAAUAGAACGAUAUAAAGACCAAGGACUAGAU